Messenger RNA from Giardia duodenalis, 402 nucleotides. Its product is annotated as [2Fe-2S] ferredoxin. Gene Ontology annotation, biological process: P450-containing electron transport chain. NCBI's taxonomy places the organism in Eukaryota, Fornicata, Diplomonadida, Hexamitidae. The record is from RefSeq and is a predicted model, not a curated record. Gene Ontology annotation, cellular component: mitochondrion. The transcript is spliced from 2 exons. Gene Ontology annotation, molecular function: 2 iron, 2 sulfur cluster binding. The coding region runs from base 1 to 402 and encodes 133 amino acids.
AUGUCUCUACUAUCGUCAAUAAGGCGCUUCAUAACGUUCCGAGUGGUCCAACAGGGCGUGGAACACACAGUUUCAGGUGCUGUCGGCCAGAGCUUACUAGAUGCCAUCAAGGCUGCGCAUAUCCCCAUUCAGGACGCGUGCGAAGGACACCUUGGCUGUGGUACCUGCGGUGUUUAUUUGGACAAAAAGACGUACAAGCGUAUUCCGCGAGCGACAAAGGAAGAAGCGGUUCUCCUAGAUCAGGUACCCAACCCCAAGCCCACAUCGCGGCUUUCGUGUGCAGUAAAACUCAGUAGCAUGCUGGAGGGAGCGACAGUACGCAUACCCUCCUUUAACAAGAACGUCCUUAGCGAAAGUGACAUUCUUGCAAGCGAAGAGAAGAAAAGGCACGGGCAGCACUGA